AUGGUGACAACCACACUAGAAGCAGCACAGAGUUUCCCAUUACCGGAAAUCCCGGUGAAGCUGCGAUGUAAUAUUUGCAGCGGUCUUGCCCGCGGCGCUGUACGACUACCCUGUUGCGAACAGGCGAUCUGCGAUACAUGUCGUUCCAAUCUUCCCGGUGUUUGUCCUGUAUGUGAUCAUUCACCAUUGAAUGCCGACGACUGCAAACCAAAUUCCGCCUUGCGGACUACAGUCGCUGUCUUCUUAAGGACGGCCGAGAAGAAGCAUGCGCUCGCGCUGCAGAAGGAACAGAAGGCUACACAGCAGCAGCAACAGCAGCAACAACAGAAACCGCCAAUCCGAGAGCCUACACCCACUCCCGAAGUCAAGGCCCAGGAACCACAAUCGACAGAAAAUGCGCCUUUGGUGACUGCCGAAGAGUCAUCAGCGACAUCGGUGGCGAACCCUAACACGCCGGUUGCAGGACCCGCAAUAUUGGCGCCAACAAAUGAAAAUCAACAACGCACUCCCGGAUCCUAUAAGCCCGACACCGAUAACUCUCCAUCAGGAAGCACCGAGGCGACCGACGUGAAAACCGGUGCCAACGGAGUCGUACCACAGAUGGAAUACAACCAACAAAAUGGCUGGUUCAACGGACAGCAGAUGAACAAUAUGGGCCAACCCAUGUUCCCGGGCCAAGAAAUGGUCGGAGCCGGAUGGGGAUACAAUCCUAUGCAGGGCGGUUGGGACAACGGAUACGUCAAUGGCAUGAUGGGAUAUCCGAUGAUGAAUCCGAUGGCCAUGGCACAAUCGGGAUAUGGUGGGGGUAACUUUGGAAGCAUGGGCGGCGUUGGAGGGUUCAAUGGACAGAAUGGAGGGGACAUGGGCGGCUGGAAUAAUGGCUGGAAUGGUCAGAAUAAUAUGGGAUUCAACCAAGGGAUGGCUAUGCGUAAUGGUGGAUACAAUUAUGCUCCGUCUGCUGCGGGUGGAUAUAAUCACCAGCAAGUGCCAUCGUCACAACAAUAUCAAAAUCCGCAUUUUCAGCGGCAACAGAACAUCCCGAGAGGUGGUGGUUUCACUGGUGCCACCGCAGGAAGCCGUCCUUUCAAUUCUUCUGACCCUAUUCAGCAGCAACAAUCGCAGCAGCAGCGACAGCGACAGCAUCCGUCGCAGGAAGGUUCGCAGGAAGGCCAGCAGGAGCAAGCGCAGGAUGGUCAACAAUCUCUGGAGCAGGAUUCCACACUUCAGGGUCAGAUUGAAGGUAUUGGAGAGGCGAAGGGAGGUGCAUCAUCCAUCACAGGUGAAACUAAAGGAGAAAAGAUCCCGUCUAUCGUGUCGGGCGACCUAGAUGACCAAGAUGCCACAGCUGCCAUCACCACCACCACUACUACUACCACCGCCACUACGGCUGGGAUCGACUCGGAGGCUCCUGGGGAGACGGAAUCCACCGUCCUUGCCGGUGCUGACAACGAGAACGAUAUUAUCCCGGAACAAGAGCAGCAGGAAGGGAGCGGACUCCAGCCCAUUUCCUCUGUCAUCCCAAUAACUCCCCUGCAGCCAGCUGAAAUGUAUCAUCACGACGACUAUUCAAUGGGCGGAAUGGGACAAGGAUACCCAAUGGGUGGUUUCCCACCAUAUGCAAACUUCCCAGUUAAUAAUGGGUUUGGUCCGCCGGGUGUACGCAAUGGAUUCCGUAACGGAUUUGUGGGAAACAACAAUAAUAGAGCAGGAUUCCGCGGCGGAUUCAAUGGUGGAAUGCGAGGCGGCCCUGGUCACUUCGAUGCUCCUCCUGGUCCCCCGAUGGGAAUGAUGCCUAAUGCGAUUCCAGUCGAUAAGAUGAUGCCGGGCGCUAUUGUCGGGAAGGGCGUUGAGGGUGCACCUACGGGCCCGAAGGCUAUGCGCGAAGGCAGGCCGAACCGGGGGAUGAUGCCGCGUGGUGGAGGAAGUUUCUCUGGCAGGGGCGGAUACAAUGGCGCUGGGUCGAGCUGGUCUAGGAGUAUGUCACCGAACGACCGAACAGAUCGCACUGAUCGAGGCCGCUCCUACAGCCGCUCCCUCUCACCAGGCCGUGAUCGCUCCCGUGAUCGCUCCCGUAGCCGCUCCCGCCCGCGCCGUCGCCAUUCCCCCACCGACCGUGACCGUGACCAGGAGAGAACUUCCAUCUCCCCCGAACGCGAGCGCGAACGCGAUCUCACUCCCAAGCGCGAUGCCACCCCGGAGCCCACUGUCGCAGACGAUAUCCCCGCCUCACCUACCGCCGCUGGCGCAGGAACCAAGCGCUCUCGCUCCCCCUCUCUAGUGGCCAACGAGCGCGCUGGAUCCCGCUCCCGAUCCCGCUCCCGCCAUAAGCGAUCCCGCCGUCAUGAUAAAGAGAAGAGGAGUAGCGGUCAUAAGAGCAGUCGGCACCAUCGCAGCCACCGUAGCGGCAGGAAACACCGCCGCUCGAGGUCCAGGAGCCGUGGCGACCGUGUUGACUCUCCUGCGCGCGGUGAAGAGGACGAGGAUGGUACCAAAGAGAGGAGACGUCACAGACAUGACAGGGACCGUGAGCGAAGGCACCGAAGACACCGCCGCCACCGCAGCACGGAGAAGGAUGGCGGCGAAGAGAAGAAGGACAAGGAGAGAGAGCGAAGGGUCAGCUACAAGUACGAGGAUGAGGGAGACCUCGAGAGAAGAGCAGAGAGGGAUAGGGAGGCGGAAAGAUGGGUGAAAUAG
This is a messenger RNA of Tricharina praecox, 2694 nucleotides long. RefSeq lists its product as uncharacterized. The transcript is spliced from 6 exons. Lineage: Eukaryota; Fungi; Ascomycota; Pezizomycetes; Pezizales; Pyronemataceae. The record is from RefSeq and is a predicted model, not a curated record. Bases 1 to 2694 code for a protein of 897 amino acids.